UCUCUGCCCAUGGGUGUCGUGAUGCCAGGAGCUCGGUUGGGAAGAAGGAAAGGAAAUGUGGGGGCGUUCGCGCUAAGUUGUCCGCAUGUCUUGUGGUGUCUGAGCCCGGCCGUGGGCCGUGCGCCAUUGUAGGCCGCGUGCAGAGUACACGCACGCACGACACGAGACAGAGACAAGGGUAUCCGAAGUCAAAAUGUCAAAUGCGAUGCACAGCCUGUUCGGCCGCAACAACCCUGUUCCCUGAACAGCAACGCAGGAGGGAUCUUCCUCGGUGGUGCUGAGGAUGGGCCCAUGCGGCGGCGGCGGCGGCGAAGGCGGGGAGGCGAGGGACAUGGACACGCGCGGCGUGGAGCGCGUGGUCAAGGUGGCCGUCCGCCACGGCGAAGACACCGGCAUCGACGCCAUCUCCGUCCUCUACGAGCGCGAGGGCGGCCGGCACGAGUGGACGGACCUCUGGGGCGGCCCCGGCGGGUCCCUCGCCGAGAUCUGCCUCCGCGAUCCCGACGAGCACUUCACAAGCGUCACCGGCCACUACGGCGACCUCGACGGUGGACUGUCGGUGGUGAGGUCGCUGACGUUCGUCAGCAACCGCCGCAGCUUCGGCCCGUUUGGGAAGGAGGAGGGCGUGCCGUUCGCGCUCCCGGCCUGCGGCGGCAGGAUUCUCGGCUUCCACGCGCGCUCCGGCACUCACCUCCACGCGAUCGGCACCUACGUCAGGACAAUGACGACGAUGCACGGGGGAUCGUUUCAUUAGCCGUCAAUGCCGAAGACGGCUCCACUGGCGUAGGGAGCUGAUGGCCUGAUCAUAGCGUGUGCGUGUUUGCGUUGCGUGCUUUGUAUAUCCUCGAAAGGAUUUCUUACUGUGUACUCGAUUGAUUUCACUAUCGUUUGAUUUUUCGUUUUCUCUGACCCCAGCUCGCCCUGUAUGUAUGAUGGCGUCUCCGGAAAAGAAAAAGAAAAAAAGAA
Messenger RNA from Brachypodium distachyon (stiff brome), 966 nucleotides. RefSeq names its product jacalin-related lectin 19. Bases 284 to 754 code for a protein of 156 amino acids. Gene Ontology annotation, molecular function: carbohydrate binding. The transcript has 2 exons. The record is from RefSeq and is a predicted model, not a curated record. Lineage: Eukaryota; Viridiplantae; Streptophyta; Magnoliopsida; Poales; Poaceae.